Messenger RNA from Sorghum bicolor (sorghum), 1788 nucleotides. RefSeq names its product putative receptor-like protein kinase At4g00960. Gene Ontology annotation, molecular function: ATP binding; protein kinase activity. The record is from RefSeq and is a predicted model, not a curated record. Gene Ontology annotation, biological process: protein phosphorylation. Lineage: Eukaryota; Viridiplantae; Streptophyta; Magnoliopsida; Poales; Poaceae. The transcript has 6 exons. Bases 157 to 1407 code for a protein of 416 amino acids.
ACCGGAGACCAAAAAGGCCAUCCGCUGGUCACCCACGCCGUCUCGCGCGUCGGCGUCGCGCCACCCAACCGUCCGGCGGGACCGCUGACUCUUCGCCCCCGCCGCGCGCGCGCGUCCUGUCGUGGCGCGGAGCAAGAGCAGUUCAGGUCGGUGGGGAUGCCGGCCGCGGCGCGGUCGUGGACGUGGACCUGCGCGUGCUGCGCGGGGAGGAGGAGGAGCGGCGGCGGCGGCGCUGCAGGCGACACGGCGGGCGCGUCGGGUUGCCGCGCCGAGGAGGGGGACGAGUGGAGCCUCUUCAUCGACCUGCCCGUGCUCGAGGCCGCCACCGGCGGAUUCUCCGACGACAACCUCCUCGGCCGCGGCGGCUUCGGCCCCGUCUACAAGGGGGUGAUGGAGAACGGGCAGCAGAUCGCUGUGAAGAAGCUGUCGAUGGGGUCACGGCAAGGCGAGCGCGAGUUCCUCAACGAGGUCCGGCUCCUGCUCAAGGUGCAGCACCGCAACCUGGUGUCUCUGCUUGGCUGCUGUGCUUCCUCCGGCCAUUUCCUGCUCGUUUAUCCCUACUUCCCCAAUGGCAGCCUCGACCACAUUCUCUUUGACAGGAAAAAGUGUGUCCAGCUAGAUUGGCCAAAACGGUACCACAUAAUCAUCGGAUUGGCAAGAGGGCUCCUGUACCUUCACGAAGAAUCUCCGGUGAAGAUCAUCCACAGAGACAUCAAGGCGAGCAACGUGCUCCUUGACGACCAGCUGAACCCAAAGAUUUCAGAUUUCGGCAUGGCAAGGCUGUUCCUGGAGGACGCCACGCACGUGAACACAUUCAGAAUCUCCGGCACAUAUGGUUACAUGGCUCCAGAGUACGCAUUGAACGGCUACUUGUCCACCAAGACUGACGUCUUUAGCUUCGGGAUCCUGGUGCUGGAGAUUGUGAGCGGACGGAAGAACAUCGUUCGGCAUUCGGAUGACCAAAAGAUCGACCUCUUGAAUUAUACAUGGAAGCUGUUCGAAGAAGGACGAUCCCUGGAGAUCGUGGACCCGUCGCUGUCCAACCCCGACGACAGCGAGCAGGCGCUGCUGUGCAUCCAGCUCGGCCUGCUGUGCUGCCAGGCCGUGGUGCCGGACCGGCCCGACAUGCACAGCGUGCACCUGAUGCUGUCCAGCGACUCGUUCACGCUGCCCAAGCCCGGGAAGCCGGCGAUCCAUGGCAGGACCGGCCGGUGGACGACGACGACGACGACGGGGACUUCAGGAUCCGCGUCGGCGGCGUCGGGCGCCUCCAACACGAACACCACCAGCGGCGGCAGCACGUUCGGCACCGACACGAACACGACCAGGGCCUCUGUGCUGGCCAAUAUCGCCGAGGACGAGUCUCGGAACUCCAUUUCCAUAUCCUUCACCACGGAAGGCCGGUAGACGCAAUGCAGAGUACAAGAAAAUGAUCGAUAGAUACUGUUAGCGACAUGUAGCUGAGUAAUUUGUGAAGAGGGCCUUGUUUCGUAAUCCUAGCUAGCUAGGUUGAUUGUAGAGUUCCAUUCAUAUGGCGUACAGUUGGGGCUUGAGAGAAUGCUAGACUGUCGAACUUCCUUGCUAAACUGAGAUUCAGUAGAAUUGCUAAACUAAGAUUCAGUAGAUGCAGCAGAGGGUGACUACUGAAAGCCUAUUGCUGAAAGUUGUUCAGGGUAGUAGCUUUGCUUUUGGUGAGGUCUAGUGAUUUGUGGGCUUGUGGCGCAUCUCUGAACAGCACCAAGUUUGCUAUCUUUCUUGACGCAAAAUAAAGAGACAGUGGAUUAGCUA